Pocillopora verrucosa is the source of this 2439-nucleotide messenger RNA. RefSeq names its product ubiquitin-conjugating enzyme E2 J2. The record is from RefSeq and is a predicted model, not a curated record. NCBI's taxonomy places the organism in Eukaryota, Metazoa, Cnidaria, Anthozoa, Scleractinia, Pocilloporidae.
UUUGUGCAGACUCGCAGUUGCGUUGCUCCUCUAAUUUUCAUCAACACUAGCUUCCCGUCUCAAUUUUUUGGCGUUUUUACGGUUGUGUAUGGCAUCCCAGAAACGCGUACACACUACAGCAGCCUCAAGACUGCGGCAAGAUUAUCUACGUAUCCUGAAAGAUCCUGUACCUUACAUCACAGCGCUGCCAUUGUCAUCAAAUAUCUUGGAAUGGCAUUAUGUGGUCAGAGGGCCAGAAAAUACACCGUACGCAGGUGGUUACUAUCAUGGCAAGCUAGUUUUUCCAAAAGAUUUCCCUUUUAAACCACCAAGGAUAUUUAUGAUUACACCAAAUGGACGAUUCAAAGUGAACACAAGAUUAUGUUUGUCAAUAAGUGACUUUCACCCUGACACAUGGAAUCCAGCUUGGUCAGUCUCAACCAUUCUGACUGGCUUACUAAGUUUCAUGGUGGAAACAUCGCCAACCCUCGGCAGCAUAGAAACAUCGGAAUUCCAGAAAAGGCAGCUUGCUUUAAGAAGUGGACCAUUUAACUUACAAGACAAAAUAUUUUGUGAACUUUUCACCGAUAUGGUAGAGGAAAUCCAAGAAAAAAUGAGAGAAAGAGGAGAGAUGAGGGAGGGACAUGAAACUGCAUCACAGAACAAUAGUAACAGAGAGGGAGAGGUGACUGGGGCUACACGGGAAGGACAAAAUGGCCUCAUCAGUAGUACCCUGGUGAACAUUUGUGUUAUCAUUGGCUUUGCUGCCUUUGCGUAUACAGUCAAAUGUGUCAUAAAGGCUGUUGACAAUAGCUAGAAUUUGCAAGAAAUCAGAAAUUAAUCACGCAAGGUUUGGCCAAUUUCCAGUAUUAUGAUGCCUUUCAAAUAAUAUUAGUCUCUAGAGAAGGAUUAGGCUCGAAGUGUUUUUCCCCUCAUCAAGUAAGUUCUCAAACAAGCUGUAAAGAAAUGGUUCUGCUGAAAAUCACUCCAACAAUAGAUGUGCUGUAUCUUUGUAAGAAGCAGUAGGAGUUUUAUAGAUAUUUGGCUAUCCUUUAGAAAUCUAAAAGCAGAAAUCUCUAGUAUCACGUCUUUAACCCUUUAACUUCCAGAAGUGAUUAACGUAAAUCUUCUCCCUACAAUAUCCAUACAUUAUUCAGCAAACAGGUAAUGAGAAUAUUCAAACUCAUCAGGUAGAAGCGGCUAUCUUGAUCUAGCACCAAGUUCUCAUAACUAAUUUACAAAGAAAUUUGUAGCAGCUAGAGGGGAGAAUUAACAAUUAGAUCUUGAGAGUUAAAGGGUUGAAGAAGGACUCUGGGAAGUGAUUGAAGAAAACUGACUGACUUGAAUUUUUUAGCCUUAAUUUUAUUAGUAAUGUCUCUGUAGUUAAUCUUCUCAUCACAUUUAAUCUUUGCUUGUAUUGAGUUUGAUCAAAUUUUUGUAGUAAUCUGUUAAAAUAAUUAUUUCAAAUUAUUUUCAAAUUAAUCAAGGAUGUCAUUGAAAGAUAAAGAAUCUCUAGAAAAAUUGUUAUAGGUAUAUUUUUGGUCGAGUGUCUGUUGAUUCGCCAGUUUUGCUUUGUAUUUGAAGUUUGAUUUAAGUUCUCUUGAAACUGUUUCACAGCUGAAGUCUGAAAAGAUCAGGGAGGGGCCUCCUUUCAAAGCUGUGUUUCUUUUUAAAAAUUAUUCAAGGUAUUCAAAAAAAAACUGAUUAACCUUCGUGUCAUCACCAGUAUGAUAACUAGCGAAGUGUGUUCUUUUGCUGAUAGUGUUGUUGCUUACACGUUUACCGUCAGAUUAUGAGGAAGAAAUAAACUUUUUCCAGCCAAUCUUGGGAAAUUAUCGAUUGUUAAUGAUUUUUUCCCUCAAAGAAACGUGUUGCACUUGUACAGUUUUCAAAUUAUUUUGUUAUUAUGUUUGACAAGACGUAACUCGGCCAUUUAACAUUUUACUGGAAAAGAAAUUUCGGAGAGAGAAGGCUAAUUUCUGGGAAUAGGAAAUUGCAAUCAAAGUUUAUUGUUAUUUGCGGACGUUUAACGUCUGAGUGUCACCCAAAAUCUUACUUUAUCGCAGCAAUUGUUAGCUCAUGUCAUGUAGGUUGUAACGCACUUCGUCACCAAGCGUCGCUCUGUUAUGCGGCAGGUGUGGCGUGACGUAAGGUUUGGGUUUUGGUCGUGAGAACUUACUCGGCUUUCCAACCUCACCUGCCAAUAAGAGAAUAGAUUUUCGUUCACGAAAGUAAUACGCACGUGUCUGACUGGUGACCAGUUUGAUAUUUUCACCUUCUGUUGUUUUGUUAACACCGGCGAACCAAUUGAAAAUGAACAAACUGAUCCAAACCUUCAUCUUGGUAGUAAACUGAGUAACUUUCAACGAUUUGUAUGUAUUGUAUACUGGAAGUCUUAAAUAGAAAAAACAGUGUAUUAAAAAUGUAAGUAAUGGAGGUAAUAAUAAAUAUGAUAGACAA